AUGACACGCUCUGUGUCCGCGAGUGUCCCCAUUGGCGAUGACGACACUUCCCUAUCGCGGUGGACUCGGUUCAGCGAUCGUCUGAAAGGAAUAUUCAGCGGCGCGGACCCCCAAGUCUGCGUCGCUUUCUGGCUGUUCGGCCUGAUCAACAAUGUCCUCUACGUUAUUCUCCUGUCCGCGGCCCUUGACCUUGUCGGGCCCGAUGUUCCCAAGGGCGUCGUUCUCCUUGCAGACAUCAUCCCGUCAUUCGGGACCAAGCUCAUCGCUCCCCAUUUUAUCCAUGUGGUUCCUUAUCCGGUGCGGGUCAUCGCGUUUGUGUUCCUGUCGAUUCUUGGCAUGUUCGUCGUGGCUAUGAGCCCGCCCUAUACCGAUGGAGGAACUAUUGCGUCUAAGAUUGCGGGAAUCGUCCUCGCGAGCUUCUCUGCUGGAGCUGGCGAGUUGAGCUUCGUCGGUCUGACGCAUUUCUAUGGACCCUUCAGCUUAGCGGCGUGGGGUAGCGGGACGGGCGCUGCUGGCUUGGUUGGGGCUGGUGCUUAUUCUUUGGCUACAUCUGCAUUGGGAAUCUCUGUCAAGGUCACUCUUUUGGUGUCGGCUCUGUUGCCCUUUGUUAUGGCCGCGAGCUUCUUCCUUGUUCUGCCACGAGAUGCGCUGAAUCCGGCUAGCCCUGCGACGGGAGAAUACUAUCCUGUUGAGCGAGAGGAGCAUUUGAAUGAUGAAGAGGGAGACGAGGAUAGUCAUAACCUGCAAACAGAAGAUGAAGGGGAGAGACUAUUGGGUGUUUUCAAUCCCACUGCUGAGUCCCAUAAAGCCGUGCAUGUCAGCGAAUCGGCAGCCAGAUGGGCACACUUCCGUACUAACCUCCACCGUCUUCGGAAGCUUUUUUUUCCUUACAUGCUUCCACUGCUUAUGGUAUUCAUUGCCGAAUACGUUAUCAACCAGGGCGUGGCCCCCACUCUUCUUUUCCCUUUACCUUCCACGCCGUUCGAGAAUUUCCGCGCUUUCUAUCCAGCGUACAACGCAAUCUACCAAGCCGGAGUCUUCGUCUCACGCUCCUCAACCCCGUUCUUUCGUAUCCACAACCUCUACUUACCUUCCGUCUUGCAAGUAUUGAACUUGUCGCUUCUAACAUGCCAUUCUCUAUUCAACUUCAUUCCCAACAUUUGGCUUGUCUUCCUAAUCAUUUUCUGGGAAGGUCUGCUGGGCGGCCUGGUAUAUGUCAACACAUUUGCGGAAAUUAGCGAUCGUGUACCCGAAGAAGACCGCGAAUUCUCGCUUGGAGCCACGACUGUUAGCGACUCGGCUGGUAUUUGUAUUGCUGGGUUCUUGAGUAUGCCAUGGGAGGUUCUGUUGUGCAGGUUUCAGCAGAACCAUGGGCGAGAUUACUGCCGGCAGUUCUGA
Messenger RNA from Penicillium maclennaniae, 1398 nucleotides. RefSeq names its product battenin family protein. Bases 1 to 1398 code for a protein of 465 amino acids. The record is from RefSeq and is a predicted model, not a curated record. Gene Ontology annotation, biological process: regulation of intracellular pH. The transcript has 3 exons. Gene Ontology annotation, cellular component: vacuole; membrane. NCBI's taxonomy places the organism in Eukaryota, Fungi, Ascomycota, Eurotiomycetes, Eurotiales, Aspergillaceae.